Molecule: messenger RNA, 1075 nt
Organism: Manihot esculenta (cassava)
Lineage: Eukaryota; Viridiplantae; Streptophyta; Magnoliopsida; Malpighiales; Euphorbiaceae
Product: ras-related protein RABA1f
Exons: 2
Coding region: 178-831 (217 amino acids)
Cellular component (GO): endosome
Molecular function (GO): GTPase activity; GTP binding
Source: RefSeq, a predicted model, not a curated record
AGCCAUAAUUCCAGCUCGUUCUCUCUCUCUCUGGCAUUUCAAGAAAACCAUGCUUCCCGAAUCAAUUCAAAGAAUCCACCAUUCUCAAACCUCAAUUCAAGAAAUAAUUAAUUAAUAAUACUCAUAAUAUUUUCUAGAGAAAAGAAAAAAAAGAGAAAAUCGAAAGAGAUAUACCAAAUGGGAGCAUACAGAGCGGACGAUGAUUACGAUUACUUGUUCAAGGUAGUCUUGAUUGGAGAUUCUGGCGUUGGCAAAUCCAAUCUCUUGUCUCGUUUUACCAGAAAUGAAUUCAGCCUUGAAUCCAAAUCCACCAUUGGCGUCGAGUUCGCCACCCGCAGCAUCCACGUCGAUGAUAAGGUCGUCAAGGCUCAGAUUUGGGAUACCGCCGGCCAAGAAAGAUAUCGAGCCAUCACAAGCGCAUACUAUAGAGGUGCUGUGGGAGCUUUACUAGUAUAUGAUGUAACUCGCCAUGUAACAUUUGAAAAUGUUGAAAGAUGGCUAAAGGAGCUUAGGGAUCAUACAGAUACCAACAUUGUGAUAAUGCUGGUAGGAAACAAGGCCGACCUGCGUCAUCUCCGAGCUGUUGCCACUGAUGAUGCCAAAGGAUUUGCCCAACGUGAGAAUACCUUUUUCAUGGAGACAUCUGCUCUUGAAUCCCUGAAUGUGGAGAAUGCAUUCACUGAGGUGCUGACCCAGAUCUAUCGAGUCGUAAGCAAGAAGGCUCUUGACAUUGGAGAUGAUCCAGCAGCUUUGCCUAGAGGACAAACAAUUAAUGUUGGAGGCAGAGAUGAUGUGUCAGCUGUUAAAAAGGCUGGAUGUUGCUCAUCUUAAUUUUUGAAACUUUUCCUCAUAAAUUUCAUCUUUGAAUAUAUUGGGAAGCUUCAUUAUUAAGAGAGCUUAAAGAUUAGACUCCCAACAACAUAUUUAUGAUAUUGUACAUCAAAACCAGCAGAAAGUUUGUCCCUAGACCAGCUAACAUUGUGUCUUCAUCUUCCUUUUUCUUGGUAACUGCAAAGCAAAGAUCCAUCAUUGGCCUUAUUUGAUUGAGUGUAAUUCAAAAGUAACCAAGUUUUCA